Molecule: messenger RNA, 1158 nt
Organism: Egretta garzetta (little egret)
Lineage: Eukaryota; Metazoa; Chordata; Aves; Pelecaniformes; Ardeidae
Product: T-cell immunoglobulin and mucin domain-containing protein 4
Exons: 10
Coding region: 1-1158 (385 amino acids)
Source: RefSeq, a predicted model, not a curated record
AUGUCCCAUUUUGUGCUGUUUCACUGGAUUAUGAUACAGAUCUUUAUAGCACACACUGCAUCCCAAACUGUUAUUAGAGGAGUAAUAGGGCAACCUGUUCAGUUGCCUUGCUUCUACCACGUGACGCGACGUAAGGACAUCUCCGAUAUGUGCUGGGGCAGAGGUCCGUGCCCAAAUUCAAAAUGCAAUAACAAAAUUUUGCACACCACCGGGACAAGGGUGACAUUCAGAAAAUCUCAGAGAUACAGUCUCCAGGGCUAUGUUUCCUAUGGUGAUGUGUCUCUCACAAUUGGGAAGGUGAAGGCAGAAGAUGCAGGUACAUACUGCUGCCGCAUAGAGAUCCCGGGUUGGUUCAACGACAUCAAGAAGAACAUGCAGCUGGAGGUGGUCAGAGCCCCUCCAGUGAUGACAACCACCACAAGAAAGGCUCCUGUUUCCCCCAAAAGUUUUAGAAAACCAACUUCUGCUCCCCAAUCAACCUCUGAUCAUCACACAACAGCAGAGAUCACUACCGCUGUCCUCCUGACGACUGCUGUCCCCGAAGCAACAAGUGCAAGCAUCAAGUCUCCAGCAGUGAUUACAGUGGAGACCAAUGCUCUCCCAACAUUUGCUGUGACAGCAAAUGAUACUUUUCCAGCAACUAUAGUGACAACCAGUGCUCUCCCAGAUUUUCCAACUGGUUUCCAAACAACUGACAUGAGGACUAAAGACGAUGAUGUGUUCUGCUCAGCAGAGUCUGUCCCUCUUCCUGGAGAUACAGAAGUGACUACUGAAUUCCCAAGUGCACUUCUGACUGCAGAGGGAAUUAAAAGUGCUCACCCUUCUCUCGUCGUGGAAGACGUGCUAACUGUGGCAACAACCCCACCAAUGCCAACCAUGCUUCAGACCCCAGAGAGAACCCUUGCUCCUUCAAGGAUUUCAUCAAAUUCAGACAUCAAGGAUGAGAAGCACAAUGAUAACGGAGAUAAGUUUCCCAGCUACUCCAUUCUCAUUGCCUGUGUCAUAGUGGUGUCCAUUCUUUUCAUAUUGAUGCUCUCGUCAUUGUUUUGGAAACGUGGACACACAAAGAAGUUUAUAAUAAAAAGCCUUGGACCAGUGGAAGACAUUGAAAAAGUUUUCAGUGAUGCUGAAGGAGAAAACAGCAUUUUUUCCCUGUGA